GUCUCUUGUUGGGGCGGCCCGGCAGCAGACCGAGAAGGCGAGCGGGUAGGAGAGAGAAAUGGCGAAGCGGCGGGUGGCCUUGAUCCUGGCUGGUUGCGGCGUCUUCGAUGGCACUGAGAUCCACGAGGCCUCCGCGGCCCUGGUUCAUCUCAGCCGGGCUGGAGCAGAGGUAAAGAUGUUUGCACCCAACAUUGAACAGAUGCAUGUUGUCGAUCAUUUAAAAGGCAACCCCAAUGACGAAAAGAGGAAUGUCUUAGUGGAAAGUGCCAGGCUCGCAAGAGGUAACAUCCAGGAUUUGGCUGAAUUAAAAAUUGGUGAAUUUGAUGCUGUCAUUUUCCCAGGGGGCUUUGGCGUAGCUAAGAACCUGUGUUCCUGGGCCGUACAAGGAAAGGACUGCACCGUCAAUGAGCUUGUGAAGUCCACCCUUGAGGCAUUCCAUAGCGCAAAGAAACCCAUUGGUUUGUGCUGUAUCUCCCCUGUGCUGGCAGCGAAAGUCUUCCCAGGCUGUGAAGUCACCGUUGGUCACAAUAAAAAUGUAGAUGGAAGAUUUCCUGAUGCCGAAACGGCAGCUGCGAUAGAAGAGCUUGGAUGCAAGCACAUUUGUAAAAAUGUGAAUGAAGCCCAUGUCGAUUCCGCUAACAAAAUAGUCACCACUUGCGCAUUCAUGUGCAAGGCCCCUUUGCAUGAAAUUUUUGAUGGGAUUGGAAUCAUGGUUGCCGAAGUCCUGAAACUUGCCUGAAGAGGGAAAUGAAACUAAAGUAGCAUUUGGUGGUUGCUGGGAAAUGUAUUUAACAAAUGAAGCUUAGUGUGAUUGAUUGAAUUAAUAACAUUUAUUCAGCUACUGA
Molecule: messenger RNA, 845 nt
Organism: Elgaria multicarinata webbii
Lineage: Eukaryota; Metazoa; Chordata; Lepidosauria; Squamata; Anguidae
Product: glutamine amidotransferase-like class 1 domain-containing protein 3, mitochondrial
Exons: 4
Coding region: 59-739 (226 amino acids)
Source: RefSeq, a predicted model, not a curated record